Messenger RNA from Felis catus (domestic cat), 2047 nucleotides. It is a transcript of the gene DFFA, whose product is annotated as DNA fragmentation factor subunit alpha. The record is from RefSeq and is a predicted model, not a curated record. The transcript has 7 exons. Gene Ontology annotation, molecular function: deoxyribonuclease inhibitor activity. The coding region runs from base 50 to 928 and encodes 292 amino acids. Gene Ontology annotation, biological process: apoptotic process; apoptotic DNA fragmentation; regulation of apoptotic process. Lineage: Eukaryota; Metazoa; Chordata; Mammalia; Carnivora; Felidae.
CGGAGCCUCCCCGACUUCCCCGAGUCAGUCGAGUCCCACCCUGAGGAAUAUGGAGGUGGCCGGAGGCGCCGAGACUGAGAUUCGGCCUCUGAAGCCGUGUCUGCUGCGCCGCAACCACAGCCGCGAGCAGCAUGGCGUGGCGGCCUCCUGCCUGGAGGAGCUGAGGAACAAGGCCUGUGACAUUCUGGCCAUUGAUAAGUCCCUGGCACCAAUCACCCUGGUCCUGGCAGAGGAUGGCACCAUAGUGGAUGAUGAUGAUUACUUCCUGUGUCUGCCUUCCAAUACUAAGUUUGUUGCCUUGGCCAGUAACGAAAAGUGGAUGUACAACAAUUCAGAUGGAGGUACAGCUUGGAUUUCCCAAGAGUCCCUUGAUGUAGAUGAAACGGACACUGGGGCAGGGCUGAGGUGGAGGAACGUGGCCAGGCAGCUGAAAGAAGACGUGUCCAGCAUCAUCCUCCUGUCCGAGGCAGACCUCCAGGUGCUCAUUGAUGCUCCGUGUUCAGACCUGGCUCAGGAACUCCGCCAGAGCUGCGUCACCGUCCAGGGGCUCCAGAACACCCUCCAGCAGGUCCUGGACCAGAGGGAGGAAGCCCGUCAGUCCAAGCAGCUCUUGGAGCUUUACCUCCAGGCUUUAGAGAAGGAGGGCGGCAUCUUGUCAAAGCAGCAAGAGUCCCAAACUGUUGGUGACCAGACGGAUGCAGUCGACACGGGUGGUAACAGAGAGAGCUCCUCCACAAUCGCACUCACAAGCCAGAUCCUUACUGUGCUGAAGGAGAAGCCUGCUCCAGAGCUGAGUCUGUCCAGUCAGGAUUUGGAGACCCUGGCUCCUCGCUGCCCCGUUUGCCUCUUCUAUGCACAAUAUCUCAUUUCAUCUAUGUCAGAAUGGCUUGAACAAACGUCUCAUUUCAUCUAUAUCAGAAUGGCUUGAACAAACAGGCACCUCCCCGUGUAGCUAAAAGGCAGGAGACCUCUCGACUUGCGCCUGGCCUAAAUUUCCCGUAAGUGGAGGACUUGACAAGUUGCUCCCACGAAACUUCCAGAGGGACUUUCGUGUCGGUGUUGGAGGGUAAGGAAAGGCCGUGGCCAUGGAGCGUGAAAGGAUUCUGGCGUUUCAGCAUCAAGGCCUCACGUACGCCGGCGCUGCCCGAGCUCAGUCCCCUAAAGAAAACCCCGGGAGCGAGAGAGCAGCAGGCGAGGGGAGCCGGGAGCGCUUCUCAGUGGUUCUCAUUCUUGCCACAGCUGGUCGCCAAGGAAGACCCCGGAGCUUUGGCUGCCGCUUUGAGCUGGGACGCGGAGAAGACGGUGACGGUGCAGCAGGCCUGUAAUCAGGAGCUCAGCCUGCGCCUCCAGCAGGUGCAGAGCCUGCGUUCUCUCCGGAACCUGUCGGCCAGGAAGAGUUCGCUGCCUGGAGAACGGCAGGAGCCUAAGCGAGCCAGACAAGACCCCACGUAGCUGCAGCCGGAGACCCCGUGGCCUUGUUCUCAUUCUCAGUAAAUACCUUCAGCCCGAUUACUGUAGCUGCUGCCUUAAUACUGUACCCCCUGCCUGAUAGCACCUUCUGGAACAGCCUGGAAGACCAGCCUCCUGUGGUCCCUUCCAGAAAAGUGCUGCCACAUCUCAGCUCCCGCCCUUGCAUUUUUUGAAUGACAAAGCUGCACCCACAAUACCCCACCUCUUACUAAUGAGCUGUUCUCAUGGUCUCUGUGUGAAAGUAACGGUCAAGGGCAGUGAAAAGAAGCUGUUGUAUUUCAGACUCACUAUCCUUUUUCAGAAGCUAGAACUGCAGAAUUUUCAACACAGAUAAUGGUCAGGAAGGUGACGUACCAGAGUUGAUUUAUGGCCACAAACUCGUUUCUCAAGUGAAUGAAUUUUUUGGUUUGUGUAAGGGCGCAUAUUAAGUCUGCAGACCAUAGGGACAUAUGGAGAGUCUGAUUCGCCAUUUCUAAUUGUGAAAUUAUAUUUGUUACCACUGUGAAACUGUUUCCAGUUUUCUAAUAUGUUUUAUCAGCAGGGGGUAUGAAAGGUCAUUAAACCGAUCUCCAUGUGA